CCAAUCCUCCACAUCAUCCCCCACAUUCCCACAAGCCCUGCCCCCGUGCUUGCGCAGAAGUGACACUAAAACAAACGCCAAUUGAUAUCAUCAUAUAAAUCCACCACCCGAUGGCAGAACACGACACGAACCGGAAACGCUCCCGCUCGCCCUCGGACAGCGAGCACGAAAAGCAGCAGCACAAGCGGGCCAACACGGGCGCCGGCCUCCACUCCGAUGACAUCCCGGCCAAAGCUCAACCAACGGCGGCAGCAGCAGACACGAAGCCAGCGCCAGCUUCCCUCCCUCCCGGGCCCUCGUCCGCUGCCGUCCUGCCCAAUGACGUAACCAUGGCCGAUUCCAAAGACUUUCACGUCGACGACACCGCCGCCUCGACGCCCCACGUCCCCAACAACGACCUCCCCAAGCGCGAGGACGACAACGACGAAGCUGCCUCCUCUUCCCCGGCCGACGCGAUGGCCAACGCCGCUUCCUCCGGCCAGCCAUCGUCCUCGUCCGGCCCUCCCCCCCCUCCUCCGCCCUCCGCCCACAUCCACAUGCGCUGCCUCAUCGUCACACAGGACGCGUCCAUCAUCAUCGGCAAGGCCGGCUCACACGUCAACGAGAUCAGAGAAAAAUCAGGCGCUCGCGUCAUGGUCUCCGAGAGCAUCCCAGGCAACCCAGAGCGUAUCCUCAACGUCAGCGGCCCUCUCGACGCCGUCUCCAAGGCCUUCGGUCUCAUCGUCCGUAGGAUCAACGACGAGCCCUUCGAUGUCCCCUCCGUGCCUGGCAGCCGGGCGGUCACUAUCAAGUUCAUGAUCCCCAACUCACGCAUGGGCUCCGUCAUCGGCAAGCAAGGCUCGAAGAUCAAGGAAAUACAGGACGCCUCCGGUGCCCGUCUCAACGCCAGCGAAGGCAUGCUCCCUGGCUCUACAGAGCGCGUGCUCAGCGUCGCAGGCGUCGCCGACGCAAUCCACAUCGCAACCUACUACAUCGGCAACAUCCUCAUCGAAGCCCAAGAACGCAUGCCCUCCGCCGGAACCGCCAUGUCGAGCUAUCGUCCCUCCAACCGCUCGACCACCCGCAGCACGCCCUACGUCGGCUCCUCCUACGUCCCCGGCUACUCCAACCCCUACGUCCAGACCGCCCCUCCCGCCCCAGGCAACCCGCCCCCGCAGAUUCAGACGCAGCAGAUCUACAUCCCGAAUGAUCUCGUGGGGUGUAUCAUCGGCAAGGGCGGGAGCAAGAUCAACGAGAUCAGGCAUAUGAGUGCGAGUCAGAUUAAGAUCAUGGAGCCUGGGGCGGGUGCGGGUGGCGUGAAUCCUGCGCCGGCGCCGGGGGAGGGGGAGAGGUUGGUGGUCAUUACGGGUCCGCCGGCGAAUAUCCAGAUGGCGGUGCAGUUGUUGUAUCACCGCCUGGAGCAGGAGAAGCAGAAACAGUUGCGGGCACAGCAGGCUCCGGCUUCGUCGUAAUAUCUCCCUCCACUACUAACCCAAUGGUCCCACCCCCAAAUCGAAGUGCUCUUUUUCUUUCUCUCUCUCUGUCCUUUUGAUCAAUCAAUGCUUGCUGUCGCCCGUGCUCUGCCGACGCGUUCUUCGUUCCCCCCUACCUCACGUCACGUCUUCCUCGAAUUUUCUCGUCGUAUGUUCGUUCCCAAGUGUUUUAUAUCCUUCGUCUUCGACUCCUCCAACCGGCCCUGCUUCUUCUCGCUUCUUCCGUUUCUUGUGCUUGCCUUCAUUUCUCAUUUCUUUUGACCAAUUCGCCGUCCAAAAAUUCCUCCGAUCGAUCGACUCUUCCACGACCAUUUUCCACCCAUUCCCAUCCCCACCCAUGCUCCCUACCCCCUUGUCGCCGUCGCCCCAUGCAAUGACCCCAAUUCAUUUCUGACUUUUU
Molecule: messenger RNA, 1872 nt
Organism: Stereum hirsutum FP-91666 SS1
Lineage: Eukaryota; Fungi; Basidiomycota; Agaricomycetes; Russulales; Stereaceae
Exons: 4
Coding region: 537-1451 (304 amino acids)
Biological process (GO): regulation of gene expression; regulation of RNA metabolic process
Cellular component (GO): nucleus; cytoplasm
Molecular function (GO): mRNA binding
Source: RefSeq, a predicted model, not a curated record